Messenger RNA from Pseudozyma hubeiensis SY62, 1119 nucleotides. Its product is annotated as legume-like lectin. The transcript has 3 exons. The coding region runs from base 1 to 1119 and encodes 372 amino acids. The record is from RefSeq and is a predicted model, not a curated record. Lineage: Eukaryota; Fungi; Basidiomycota; Ustilaginomycetes; Ustilaginales; Ustilaginaceae.
AUGCUGGAACUUGAGCCGGGUUGUGUUGAAGUGGCGCCGACCGGAUUGCUUUACUCCAAUGGGCUGCUAUUCAGCGGUCACGUAGGAAAGGCCAAGGUUCGCAUCGCAAGUCAAAGCUGCUUCGAGACACACUCUUUCAGCGACAUUCGGAGAUUCUUGUGCCGGCGGAACACGACUCUGCAAGUGUAUGAUAUGCAUGUCAUUUUGAAUGUCCGACAGGGUUUCAAGCUGCCGGGUCACUUUACCGUGGUUCGCAUCUGCGUGCCCAUUCUGAUUGUUCUCUUUGGCCUCGCCGUCGCACUAGCGCGCUUGAACCCAUCAUCUUUGGCUCUUGACGUUGCGCAAGAACAAAGGUCAUGCCUUCUCUUCGAUCAGGCUCGACGCCACGUACCGACCUGGCACGCACCACGUCAGGAGAAGAAGAGUUUCUACUCGUCCCCGAUCGUUUACACCCCAAUGGAAGAAUGCCCUGAUCCGAGUGCGCUUAACAGACGGCGUAUGCUUGCAAUCAACGCCAUCUCCGAUCAGAUCCUAUCAAAUGGCGAGCCCCAAGGUCACGCGGGCAUCAUCCGCGUGCGACCUGACGAGCACAAGGACUUCUCGAUUCUUCACUGGACCACAACUUGCUUCCUCGCCUCUGGGCGUAUCACCCUCGUCUACAUCGGUGAAGCGACUGAAUCGACAGUCAAUCGAAAGCCCAUUGACUUGACUGUUGCUCAACUCGACCCAGCUCUUGCUAUCAAGUACGUCGCAUUCGGAGAAGGCUUCAUGGCCAACGUUAGACGAGAGUGGUGGGCGUACAAGAACCAGAUGAAGCAGAUCGGUCCACGAAACUACGUGCAAAAGCAACAGCAGAACCAGAAGCAAAGCGCAGAGCACAAGAAGGAAGAUAGCAGUCAAGAUAUAGGGCCGUUGGAUGUCUCGUCGUGGCCUGGUCGAUGGACUGUGUUGCGCUUUGAGACUGUGCAGCAAAGCAAAGAAAAUACCUUGGCCCACUUUGCAAUCGUGAAUACUAGUUUUGACGAGCGCAACACGGCCAUCGGGACGAACGACUACCAGCGCGACUCUGUUUGCACCCGUGCUUCCUUGUUUGUGCUCCGGAUCGUAGAGGAUCUUUGA